Molecule: messenger RNA, 1793 nt
Organism: Paramecium primaurelia
Lineage: Eukaryota; Ciliophora; Oligohymenophorea; Peniculida; Parameciidae
Source: the annotation of a GenBank genome assembly
UAUGCAAAAAGGUGACUCAUCGAAUGAAUUCUUCAUCAUUAUAGAUGGAAGUGUCAAUGUUUAUGUACGUAAGAAGUAAGAACGAAUCCAAGCAGAAAUUGAGUUAGAAGAAAACCAACUGAAAACUCUUACCGAGGAAGAAUUAGAAUAACAUCCAAGCACUAUCAUUAAAUUGUAUUAGGCCCCCAAACAAUUAAAUAGAAGACAAACAAUUAAUCUAAAAGAAGAUGAUUUUGAGCAGUAUAGACCAAAUAAGAAUUUAGGAUAGCCAAAUCGUAUAAGCCACGUUAAUUUCUAUAAAAUGAUCGAUAAGAUGUUAAACAUAAAGAUGUUGAAUUAAUCAAAAAAUUAACAUCUGGCCUUGAAAAGAUACCAGACAAAGAUUUUCUUUUUUGUGGAGGAGUAUUCCUACAUGAAUUAGUAGCCUAAAUACAUGAAGGUUAAAUGUUCGGAGAAAGAGGAUUGAUGAUUGAAUCUGCUCGUACUGGAACAGUUAUUGCCAAAACAUCUUUACAUGUAGCCAUACUUACAAAAAAAGACUAUAAAACUAUAUUAGAAGAUAGUCAGUUAGGUAUAUUAUACUAAUAAAUAUAAAAGAGAAAAUUAGAAAAAAGACAAAAUUACUUAGUUUGACAAUAUUAAAGAAUUUAACAUAUAAAGAAGCUGUAGAAAGUUAAUAUAAAUUUGAAAAGGUUCAUUAUCCUAUAAGUCAUUAUAUAUAUAAAAUUGGUGAUGUUCCAUAAUCUUUAAUUGUUAUUAAGAAAGGCACUGUUAAAUUAUUUAAGAAAGAAAAUAAUAAAAUAUUUCCACUUUGUGAAUUAGGAUAAGAUUAAUAUUUUGGUGAAGUGGAAUAUUUUGAAGAUUGUAAUAGAAUACAUAUUGCUUAAGUAACAUCAUAAGAAUUUUCAGCUUAUAUGAUAACAUAUUAAGAUUUAGCAAAAUUAUUUAAUAAUUAUCCAUAAUGUGAAAGAUUAGUAAGAAAAUAAUAUGAAUAAAGACAUAAAAUAAAUGAUUAAAGAAUUAAUAAAAAUUUAAAAACUCAUAAAAAGUUUAGUUAUUCUGAAGAAUUUUCAAAAGAUCUUUAGAAUUUUUAAAAGAAUUAAUCAUAACCAUAAUUAGAAAUAAUUAUACCUAAUAAUGAUAUACCUUAGAGUGAUUUUAAGAUAAAAGAAAAAGCAAAACAAUAUUCUAUUUAAAAAUCUAAAUAUUAAUUAUGUUAGAUGGAUUUUAUUUAGACAACUUAAAAAAAAUUAAAAGCAAUAAGAAGAGUAUAAUAAAAUGAAUAAAAAAAGUAAGAGAUAAUUAUAUAAUAUUUUAGAGCUUAAAUGGAAAAUGAAUAAAGUUUAGCAGAUACUUUAAAUCAUUUAGAAGUUUAAUCUUAAUUAAUUAAGAAAGAAUUUAGAAGAAGAGAAUAACGUAGAUUUAGUUGUAUUACUUUUGACAAAGAAUCUCAAAAUGGUAUUAAUUAAUCUUAAAUUAAUUAAUAACCAUUCUCAAAAACAUCAUAAGGAACUAGACCUUAAACUUUUGAUCGUUAAAGCAGUCUAUCUCAUUAAUUCAAAUAUCAAAAUAUUACUGAAUAAAUGUUAUUUAAUGCUAAACUGCAAUAAUAUGAGAUUCUCGAUGAUUAAUAAAGAGAUAUUAAAACACCUUCUGCAUCAGGAAUAAUGAUCUCUUCGAAACACAAUCUCUUUAGAACAAAACCAAAGAAAUUAUUUUUAAUGAAUCAUUAUGAGAGAAGAUAACCAAAAACAUAUAGCACUGAAUUAUCAAUAAAAACAUUUUUUAAUUGA